This is a messenger RNA of Osmia bicornis bicornis, 1895 nucleotides long. Its product is annotated as peptidylprolyl isomerase domain and WD repeat-containing protein 1. Gene Ontology annotation, biological process: protein peptidyl-prolyl isomerization. The record is from RefSeq and is a predicted model, not a curated record. NCBI's taxonomy places the organism in Eukaryota, Metazoa, Arthropoda, Insecta, Hymenoptera, Megachilidae. Gene Ontology annotation, molecular function: protein binding; peptidyl-prolyl cis-trans isomerase activity.
CAAUGUCAAAUAUUAAAAGAGAGCAUGAAAGUGACAAUGAUGAAGAGUGGGUCGGUCCAUUACCUUCAGAAGCUGCACCUCAAAAAAAACACAAAGUUUUGGAAUACGAACAAGUAUACACAGACAAUUUACCAUGUUGCGAGUGUUAUGAAAAAUCAUACAUGCAUAGAGAUGUAAUUACUCAUAUUGUGGUAACAAAAUCAAAUUUUGUAUUAACUGCUAGUUGUGAUGGCCAUGUUAAAUUUUGGAAAAAACAAGAAGAGCUUAUAGAAUUUGUCAAACAUUUUCGUGCACAUUUAACGAUUAUACAAUCUAUGGCAGCUAGUUGUAAUGGAGUUCAUGCAUGUACAGUCAGUUUAGAUAAAACAAUGAAAAUUUUUGAUGUCAUUAAUUUUGAUAUGAUCAAUAUGAUAAAGCUAAAUUUUGUACCACUUUGCUGUGAGUGGGUAUAUUCCCCUGGUGAUGCAAUACCUGCUAUAGCAGUUUCUGCUCAAGAAUCAAAUAAAAUCUUUAUUUAUGAUGGACAGGGGACUAGUAUACCAUUACAUGUGUUUGAAAAACUACACACUAAACCUGUUGUUGCUAUGAAAUACAAUCCUGUAUAUGAAACAUGUAUUUCUGUGGACAAAGCAGGCAUUUUAGAAUACUGGACAGGACCGAAAAUGGAAUAUAAAUUUCCUAAAUGCGUGUCAUUUGAUUCCAAACUGGAUACUGAUCUGUUUGAAUUCGCAAAAAAUAAAACCUAUCCGUGUGGUUUAGCGGUAUCACCGGAUGGCAAAAAAUUUGCUUCUCUCAGUGGAGACAGAAAAGUUAGAGUCUUUAAUUUUCGUACUGGAAAAUUGUAUAGAGUAUUUGACGAAACGUUACAAAGAUUUACUGAGUUGCAACAAACGACCCAACAACUACCAAAUAUGGAGUUUGGACGAAGAAUGGCAGUAGAAAGAGAAUUAGACAAGACGGAAACAAAUUUAGGAAAUAUAGUUUUUGAUGAAUCUGGUUAUAUGAUUUUAUAUAGUACGAUGUUAGGUGUAAAACUAGUAAAUUUAUACACAAAUCGAUGUAUCAAAAUUAUGGGAAAACCUGAAAAUAUUCGUCCUAUGCAACUCGCUUUAUUUCAGGGAAAAACUAGAAAAUCCGCCGCUGUAACUGUAGAAAUGGAAGCUUCUGAGAAUCCCACAUUAGAAAUGAAUCGUUCAGAUCCAACUCUCUUUUGUACAGCUUACAAAAAGAAUAGGUUUUAUAUGUUUACAAGAAGAGAACCAGAAGACACUAAAAGUCAAGAAUGUGAUAGAGAUGUUUUCAAUGAAAGACCAUCGAAAGAAGACAUUAUUUCAUCUACAGAAACUACCAAUGUACAGAAGAUAUACGAUACUGCUAUUGUUCAUACAGCUUUUGGAGAUAUUCACCUGAAUCUUUUCGGGAAAGACGUUCCGAAAACGGUGGAGAAUUUCUGUGUCCAUGCAAAGAAUGGUUAUUUCAAUGGACACAUAUUUCAUAGAGUAAUUAAGGGAUUCAUGAUUCAGACUGGUGAUCCUACUGGGACUGGGACUGGUGGAGAAAGUAUAUGGGGAGGCGAAUUUGAGGAUGAAUUUAGGCCACACUUAAAACAUGACAGACCGUACACUUUAAGUAUGGCCAAUGCUGGACCAAAUACAAAUGGCAGCCAGUUUUUCAUUACUUUGACGCCAACUCCAUGGUUGGACAACAAACAUACUGUAUUUGGCAGAGUAGUAAAAGGGAUGGAAGUUGUACAGAACAUUAGUCAAGUAAAAACAAAUCCAAAAACUGAUAAACCUUAUGACGAUAUACGAAUAGUCAGCGUAACCGUGAAAUAAAUAAAUAAAACCAUGAAUGUUUGUAAAUCUUUUUUAUAAUAUAUAUUUGUAUGUACAUUA